Messenger RNA from Funneliformis geosporum, 511 nucleotides. NCBI's taxonomy places the organism in Eukaryota, Fungi, Glomeromycota, Glomeromycetes, Glomerales, Glomeraceae. The record is from the annotation of a GenBank genome assembly.
AUGACGCCUACUCCUAUGACGAUAGUUAAAGAGAUGUGUGGAAAUUUCAUAAUAAGUUUUAUUGAUCAUAACAUUCAGAAUACAAUACCAGAUAAACUAAUUCACGAUGGGUCCUGGAAAGAAUCGGAGGAAAAAAUCGCGGAUGUUAUAAAAGAAAGUAUUACUAGUGCGGAUAGGAAAGGCGAAGGGCAGGUGGGAAGACAACCAGAUAUAAUAUAUGUAGUAAAAUAUUUAGAUGUUUUCUUUGAGCUUAUUUAUAUCGAAUGUUCGCGAAUAUACUGUAGUCAACAGAAAAAGAUAGAUGAUGAGAUAAAGCUAUGGAGAGAAAGUAACGAUGGAAUGUUCUGGGUUCGUAAAGUCCAUAAACCGGAGAAAGGUCAAUUUGGAAUUGUUGGAGUGCAAGUAGCUGGGAAUAUGUUGCAUCUGAAUGUACUUAUUAGAGAUAAAGCAAAUGUUCAUAGAUAUUUUUAUUUACAAUCGGCUGAAUUUCCUGUGCAAUUGUCAGAUGUGG